Messenger RNA from Linnemannia hyalina, 1803 nucleotides. The record is from the annotation of a GenBank genome assembly. NCBI's taxonomy places the organism in Eukaryota, Fungi, Mortierellomycota, Mortierellomycetes, Mortierellales, Mortierellaceae.
AUGUGUGCUGCCAAGGCUUCACCGUCGACUUUCUGGACCAAGACCGCAAUUGGAGGCACCAUUGCUCUGGCCACUUCUGCGACUCUCCUCAACCAGCUCACCAAGGCACCUCAGAUGGAAGCGAACGCCCACAACAGCUCUUCCAGCUUCACUGGAGGUAACGUUGUCCAGGACCUCAAGGACGAGCACAACCGCAUUGGAGUUGAGAAGAAGUCGACCACGGAUCUUUUGUUGUCGAUGUUUGUUUAUAAGCUGUGCACGUUCAGCCUGUUGGUUGAUUUGGCCCCCAAGAUCAUUCACCUUGCCGAGAUGGUUCAAUUGACCCCUCCUGUCUACUGGGUUGUCCGCAAGACCUUCUUUGCCCAGUUCUGCGGUGGCGAGACUGCAGAGGAUUGCAUUGGAACGAUGAAGUCGCUCGGAAACGGUGGCAUUGGAUCGAUCCUCGAUCUCUCGAUUGAGGUUGACCUUGACGAGUCUGACCUCGACAGCCAGACCCCCGAGGAGAUCCGCUCUCGCUUCAACAAGAGCGCCGACAACAUUGCUGACCAGAUCAGCACCUGCAUUGCUACCGCUUCCCACAUGGCAAAGUCCUUUGCUGCCAUCAAGAUCACCGCCAUGGGCUCUCCUUUGCUCUUGCAGCAAGUCUCCAACACCUUGACUACUCUCGAGUCUCGCUUCAGAGCCAUGAACCAGGACAAGGAUGGCAAGAUCACCAAGGACGAGUUCAAGCAGUUGGUCAAGAUGCUCCCCAGCCCUCUCCAGAAUCACGAUUCCUUGGAUGCUGUUGUUGAUCAGCUGUUCAAGGAGGCUGACAAGGACAAGGAUGGCCGUGUUGACUGGGUUGAUUUCGCCUGCACCGUUUCGUUGAACCGCGAUGAGACUCGUGCCCUGUUCACUUCCGAGCAGGCUGAUAGCGAGGCCACCACCGCUGUCCCCGGUCUUUUCAAGGAGGAUCUCGAUGACUACAAGCGUCUUUUGACCCGCAUGGAGAAGCUCUGCGACCAAGCUGAGACAACCCGCACAAGACUCAUGAUUGAUGCCGAACAAUCGUACUUCCAGCCUGCGAUCGACAACGUGGCGUUGCAUCUCCAGGAGCACUACAACCAUACCCCUCAUGCUGAUGGACCCCUCAUCUUCAACACUUACCAGAUGUACCUCAAGGAUGCUCUCGGUCGUCUUCAGCAGGAUUAUACCCGUGCUCAGAGAAACAACUACGUCUUGGCCGCCAAGCUGGUCCGCGGCGCCUACAUGGUCAGCGAGCGCAAGAGAGCACUUGAGUUGGGCUUGGAAGACCCUAUCUGCGAUGGCAUUGUGGCCACUCACGUCUCUUACAACGCUGGUGUUGACUUUAUGCUGGGCGAGAUGGCUCACCAGCAAAAGUCGAUUGAGGCUAAGGAGGAGAAGAAGGAUGAUGCCUUGUCGAUGAAGAGCUCCCCUGUUGUUCUCUUCGUUGCAUCGCACAACAAGGACUCUGUCAUUCGUACCUGUGAGCGCAUGCAGGAUCUUGGAGUGUCGCCUCAGUCCGAGCUGGUCGUGUUUGGCCAAUUGAUGGGUAUGUGCGAUCAGAUCUCGUACACCCUCGGCCAGCAUGGCUAUGGCAUCUACAAAUACGUUCCCUACGGCCCCAUCCACCACGUCAUCCCAUACCUCAUCCGUCGUGCUCAAGAGAACUCGUCUGUGCUUGGAGGAGUUGCCGUCGAGCGCAACCUGCUCUGGGAGGAGUUGAAGAUGCGCUUUUCGACGUCGCGUGCUCAGAUCCAGGGUGUGCCUAUUGUCCCCGCUGGUCCUGCCACUGCCAUGUAA